UUGAGAACCAAAAACCAAAGUGACUUGGAUUUAAAGUUCAAAGGUUUUUUAUAAUAGAGAAAAAGAUUAGAGCUUCCCGAAUGUAACUACUACUACUAGCUUUCUAAGACUAAUAUAGUAUUAUAUUGUAAUGUGCACGGGCAAAAGUCAAAAGGUCUGCUGCGUUCUAAUGGCAUUAGGAACGAUAUGUUUAGGUAUUCUGGAGAUCUCAUACAGCGGUCACAAGCUAAUCUUUAUUAGAUUCAGUACGUGGCUAACGGCGUGGGUGGUAUCCUGGCUUCCCAUUAUUUUUGCUUCGCUUUUCCUGAUCGUAGGAGCAUUGCAGGAAAUUCGGUGGAUGCUGGUGACCUGGAUAGUAGUUUCCCUGACAUGUGGGGUUGCUAUGAUUAUCAUAAGGCUGGGAUACCUAAUAAAUGACCAUAGGCAUAAUAUUUCUGGAGAUAUUGUGCUAUGUCUAACGAAUGUCAUCUACUUAUUUUUGGUCUUUGUGUGGGCGGCAUACCCCUAUGCUUAUAUGCAAGAGCUGCAACAGGAAACGCCUGCUUAA
Drosophila eugracilis is the source of this 547-nucleotide messenger RNA. RefSeq lists its product as uncharacterized. The coding region runs from base 131 to 547 and encodes 138 amino acids. The transcript is spliced from 4 exons. Lineage: Eukaryota; Metazoa; Arthropoda; Insecta; Diptera; Drosophilidae. The record is from RefSeq and is a predicted model, not a curated record.